AUGGCUCUUGCUGUCCUCUUGGCAGUGAUCCUGGGACUUCUUAUUCUUAAGGCUGUUUUGUUUCAGAUGAGAAACCCGAGCUCUCCUCCUUGCAUCGGGAGCUGGAUCCCUUGGUUUGGAGCUGCGUUUCAGUUUGGGAAAGCUCCUCUGGAGUUUAUAGAGCAAGCUAGAAGCAAGCAUGGGCCUGUCUUCACAAUAUUCACUCUGGGAAAAUGGUUUACUUUUGUGACUGAGGAAGAAGGCACUGAAGCAUUUUUUAAAUCUAAAGACUUAAAUUUUGAACAGGCUGUCCAACAAGCUGUUGAGAAUGCAGUUUCUGUUCCUGCAGAAGCAUUUUAUCAGAACCAUAGUAACAUCUACAGCAUGAUGAAGGGAAAAAUGGGUCCUUCCAAUGUGUACAUGUUUAUGGACACCUUGUGUAUGGAAUUACGUGAGCACAUGGGACACCUGGGCACAGAGGGCACAGGCGACCUCAAUGACCUGGUAAGGCACGUCAUGUAUCCAGCUGUGGUGAACACUUUGUUUGGGAAAGGCAUCUGCCCGACAAGUCAGAGUGAAAUCAAGGAGUCUGAAGAACAUUUUCAGAAGUAUGAUGAGGACUUUGAAUACACUUCUCAGAUGCCUGAGUGCUUCCUGAGGAACUGAUCUAAAUCCAAAAAAUGGCUUCUAAAAUUAUUUGAGAAAGUAGUGUCAGAUGCUGAAAGGACCAACCCUUCAGAGACCACAUCCAAGACACUACUGCAACAUCUCCUGGAUACCUUGCAAGGAAAACACCUGGCUGCCAAAUAUGGUCUCCUAAUGCUCUGGGCUUCCCAAGCAAAUGCUGUCCCU
Messenger RNA from Pterocles gutturalis (yellow-throated sandgrouse), 831 nucleotides. Its product is annotated as 24-hydroxycholesterol 7-alpha-hydroxylase-like. NCBI's taxonomy places the organism in Eukaryota, Metazoa, Chordata, Aves, Pterocliformes, Pteroclidae. Gene Ontology annotation, molecular function: steroid hydroxylase activity; iron ion binding; heme binding. Gene Ontology annotation, biological process: bile acid biosynthetic process; cholesterol homeostasis. The record is from RefSeq and is a predicted model, not a curated record. The annotation marks the transcript as partial. The transcript has 6 exons.